AUGUCCUUCGCUGAGGAGGAGUACUAUAUUGAAGAGGAUUAUGAUUCUGUAUAUGACGAAGGUCCUUGGUCGUUAACUGCAGAAAAGAUGGAAGAGAAACAUAUGCCAGGUGUUGCUUCUUUGGGAACGGAGUCCUUUACAACGCUGUCAGCGAGUCAGGUACUAGAAAAUAUGCGUGGGGAUAUUGAAAAAGCAAAUGAAAUUCUUGGAUUAACACCUGAAGCCGCACUUCUUGUUCUUCGACGUCUCGGUUGGGUAAUGAAUGAUGCUGUAUUAGAAAGAUACCUGGGUGAUAUGGAAAAAAUUAAUAAGGAACUUAACAUUACAGAUAUCUGUACUGUUAAGAAUUCCUCUGAUAAUGAAGAAGAAGAUACUUUAUUAGUGAGAAAUGAUACACCUCUGGAGUGUCCUAUAUGUGGAGAUGUAGUGGCUGUAGGGAAAGCAGUGGCUAUCCCCAGAUGUCAACAUUUUUUCUGUACGGAUUGUUUUGCAGCGAACCUAAUUUUUGCAUUAAAGCAUGAUCUUGACUUAUUUAACAAACGGUGCCCUAAGAAGAAGUGUUGUAGUAUAGUAGGUAUUGGUGUAUUUAAGGAACUUUUACCCCCAAAGGAGUAUGGACAUGUACAACAACGUAUGAUUAGGGAUUAUCUUAGAAACAAUUUGCAUAUGCGUUGUUGCCCUAAUAAAGCAUCUUGUGAAGGUGUAUUACAUGUGAUGACUCUACGAGAUUCUGGACCAGAUGUAUGUUGUUCUAUAUGUGGAUUUGAAUUUUGUUUUAAUUGCCUUCAACCCCCUCAUGCUCCCGCAACUUGUCAAAUGAUGAGACGUUGGGAGGAAGUCCUUCAAAAGAAUGAACCAACACUGGCACUUAUUCAAGAAAAAACAAAAGGUUGUCCAAAAUGUGCAGUACGUACAGAGAAAAAUCAAGGUUGUAAUCAUAUGACAUGUAGUUGUUGUCAUCAUGAGUAUUGUUGGGUGUGUCUUGGACCAUGGUCAGAACAUAAUCGUAGUUACUAUAAUUGUGAUAAACGUGAUCCUGAUAAUAAUAAAAAUAGUGAUCAAGUGUUUUUUCUAAAUUGUUUUACACGAUGGGAAAAUCAUAAGGAAAGUAUUUUCCUUGAAAAAGAAACACUAGAAAAGUUAUUACAGAAAAUACGAAGUGAAACGCAACAUCAUAAGGAUACACAAAUGCAUGCGAAUGCAUUAAAUAUUAUUCUCGAGACACAACGUGUAUUACAUGAAUGUCGAUUGACAUUAAUGAAUGGAUAUAUUGCACUUUACUUUGGUGGUCUUUCCAACACAUCUUUUCACUACCGCUUACAACAACUUGAACUUCGUACUGAAGAGACUAGUGCACUUAUUCACCUUUUACCCAAUCAAGAUAAAGUGGAUGAAAUUAAAUCUCGUCUUGCACAAGCAGCCCACUGGUGUAAUGUAUUGCGGAAAGAAGGUAUUGACUGA
Messenger RNA from Trypanosoma theileri, 1461 nucleotides. RefSeq names its product RING finger protein. The transcript has a single exon. Gene Ontology annotation, molecular function: ubiquitin conjugating enzyme binding; zinc ion binding; ubiquitin protein ligase activity. Gene Ontology annotation, cellular component: cytoplasm; ubiquitin ligase complex. The record is from RefSeq and is a predicted model, not a curated record. Bases 1 to 1461 code for a protein of 486 amino acids. NCBI's taxonomy places the organism in Eukaryota, Euglenozoa, Kinetoplastea, Trypanosomatida, Trypanosomatidae. Gene Ontology annotation, biological process: positive regulation of proteasomal ubiquitin-dependent protein catabolic process; protein polyubiquitination; ubiquitin-dependent protein catabolic process.